Molecule: messenger RNA, 959 nt
Organism: Cannabis sativa
Lineage: Eukaryota; Viridiplantae; Streptophyta; Magnoliopsida; Rosales; Cannabaceae
Exons: 3
Coding region: 153-677 (174 amino acids)
Source: RefSeq, a predicted model, not a curated record
GGUAUGUUUGGUAACCAUUUUAAAAAUAGUUUUUUGUUUUUAAAAUUGAAAUUUUGAAAACACCAAUAAAAAUUGUGUUUGGUAACUUAGUUUUACUUUUUAUUUUUAAAAUUAAAAAACAGAUUAUAUUGAAUUUUAAAAACAGUUUUUACAUGAUUUUAAAAAUUUUUAAAAACACUUUUAUCUUGGUUUUCUCUCUCUCUCUCUCUCUCUCGUUACAGUCACGUUCAUCAGGAGAGCUUCAUUUCCAUGGCUUCAAAGGCAGAAGAUUGAAGUACCCACUUCAGGCACCUUGCUGGGUUCUUGGCACCUGCUUCAUCUUCCUCCUCUUGGCAUCACAGAUGACAGGAACAGAUAGUGAGGUGGUUAUCAUUGAUAAUAGCGAAGCUUCUGUUUGGCCUGAAAAACAUGAAGAAAUUUUUAUUGAACUUAUGGAAGAAGAAGUUUUGAAGGGAAAUAGAAAUACUACAACCUUUACAAAGCAAUCAUGGAAGUGUAUAAAGGAGGAGCUUUAUGCACAAGCGAAGAGAAGUUACACUGAUACACAAUUAAGGAACAAAUACAAUCUGUUAAGACAAAAGCACAAGGAUUUCAAGUCUUUACUGAAAGAGACUGGCAUAGGAUUUAGUGUAGUGACUGGACAAGUUACUGCGCCAGAUGAAGUGUGUUAUAGAUAAUGUGUUUUGUGAUUUUAAAUUACUUGAAUUUUUUAAAAUGUUAAUGAGUAUUUUUUAUUUGAUUUUUUUAUAAUUUUUAUAUAUUUGUUUAAAAGUAAAAAUAAAUGAUAUUCAUAAUUUUUUAUUUAAAAAAAAGAAAAAAAAAUCAAAAUUUAUGUUUUUUGUUUUUAAAAUUAAAAAAUAAAAAUGGUUACAAAACACAUUUUUGUUUUCUGCUUUUAAAAUUAUAAAACAAAAGUGGUUACAAAACACACUUUUGUUUUCUGUUUUUAAAAUUUAAAA